CCCGAUUUACGACUCCGAAACGACUAGCGCGAUGGCCGAAAAGGAAGCAGUUCCAGCUUCAACGUCAGAGUCGACAAUCCUGAACGACAGAGCAGACAGAAAAACUGAUAAAGCUCCAAAGGCAUCAUGGAAGGAAGGCGAGACCCACGUCCUUCCCAAAAACAACCUCCCUAUCGUCUUCACCGGCUUCAUGUUCUGCGUGUUCCUCGCUGCUCUCGACCAAAUUGGCUCAGCGUUAUGCGGUGCUUCACAAACCAUGAUUAUGCUGGUGGUUUCAAGAGCAGUUCAGGGGAUUGGAGGCGGUGGAAUCAUCAUGUUGGUGAACAUUACCAUCAGCGACAUUGUUCCAUUGCAAGAACGAGGUAAAUAUGGCGGGUUCAUCGGCGCCACCUGGGGGAUUGCCAGUGUCGUGGGACCACUAUUAGGUGGAGCGCUUACAGACCACGUUUCGUGGAGAUGGUGUUUCUUCAUCAAUCUUCCUACAGGAGCAGUUGCUGCUGGUCUGCUCUUUUUCUUCCUCAAUCUCAACCCCCACCAAGGACGGUCGUUCCGGGAACACGUUCAAGAGUUCGAUUUUGUUGGCAUUAUCUUCAUCGUCGGAGGUAUUGUUUGUGUCUUACUUGGAUUCAACGAGAGUGAAAUUGGCUGGUCAAGGCCUUCCACCAUAUCUUUGAUAACCAUCGGGAUCGUGCUUCUCAUCGCCGGUGGGAUUAAUGAAAGCUACACCAAACGAUCACCCAUCGUUCCUCCCCGCCUGUUCAAGACUAGGACCACGAGCAUCCUCCUGACCACCACUUUUCUCCAUGCGCUCGGCUUCUUUUCCGGCGCUUUCUAUCUGCCGCUUUACUAUCAGGUUUUGGGUGCCUCUGCGACCAAGGCUGGAGUUGAAACGAUUCCAUAUUCAUUGGGCUGUGCCUUUACCUCUGCUGUGUCCGGCAUAGUUGUCUCCAAAACCGGCUCCUAUCGCCCUAUGAUGUGGGGUGCUUUCGCCGUGUUUACCUUGGGAAUGGGCUUGAUGACAAUGUUGGACGGCGAUUCCUCAACCGCCGAAAAGGUUCUUUAUACCCUGAUUGCUGCGCUGGGCCUAGGGUGCUUGUUCCAGACGCCUUUAAUUGCAUUACAAGCUGCGAUGCCCAUCAAAGAUAUGGCAACGAGUACUUCGACCUUUGGGUUUAUCAGAACCUUGGGCGCUACUGUUGGCAUUUCCGUUGGCCAAGCCAUCUAUUCCGGGGUAUUGAUGAAGAAGAUCGAGAAGAUGGAUAAUCUCCCUCCAUUCCUCGAAAGCGCUACUCCCGGUGAACUUAGCCAGAGUGUCUAUCGCUUGCGAACGAUAACGGAUCCGAAUCAACGAGCGGCUAUUAUUGACGCCUACACUCGCUCGAUCAGCACUAUCUGGAUCGUAAUGACCCCUAUCAUUGGCGUUGCCUUCAUUAUGGUCCUGUUCCUUCGGAAGUAUACUUUGAAACGCACGAUAAUUCGAGCUGGCGACGAAGAAACCGCGACGCCCACCAACAUCAGUUCUAACGAAAAGGAUGACGAGAACAGGGCUGUUGACGCGACCAGCAACAAUGCAUCAGACCACCCCGAUCGGGAUCUGGAGCGGGCGAGGCCCACAGGUUCUUCUGGCUCACCGUCCAUCUCGGAAACGCUGGGGACGGGGGCGGCGGGAGCAAAAGACGCACCAACAACAUCGGGACAUGCUGGGACUGAUUCGACAAUACAAGAAACAACGAACUCAACGUCUUCGGACGUAAAAGCUGCAUGA
This is a messenger RNA of Coprinopsis cinerea okayama7#130, 1765 nucleotides long. RefSeq names its product membrane transporter. The transcript has 18 exons. Bases 32 to 1765 code for a protein of 577 amino acids. Lineage: Eukaryota; Fungi; Basidiomycota; Agaricomycetes; Agaricales; Psathyrellaceae. The record is from RefSeq and is a predicted model, not a curated record. Gene Ontology annotation, molecular function: transmembrane transporter activity. Gene Ontology annotation, biological process: transmembrane transport.